Messenger RNA from Phytophthora nicotianae INRA-310, 238 nucleotides. RefSeq lists its product as hypothetical. Bases 4 to 153 code for a protein of 49 amino acids. The transcript has a single exon. The record is from RefSeq and is a predicted model, not a curated record. Lineage: Eukaryota; Oomycota; Peronosporomycetes; Peronosporales; Peronosporaceae.
GGAAUGUGGGAUUUUGACUGUGACGACUCUAAAGAUGACGAUUUGGACGACGAGGCCAUGAAAGAACCCACGUGGGUUUGUUUUGGAGACAACUUGGCCACCGCGAAGGGUCUGGCUCGGUUGGACUGGACGCAGGUAGUAGAUCUUCGCUAGAACGUUAUCCAGUAUAGUAUGAUAGAAGUACUAAAACGCAUUUGGAAGUACUAUCAGAAUAUCAUUCAGUACAAUUGAUAUCCAC